GGAUCUUUCUUGGCUUCUCUAGUCGAUCCCAAGGGAUUUCAUUUUUCCUCUCUAUAAAAACUACUAAAAUUAUUCGUUCAAGGGUUUGGGUUUGGGAAGGGAUCGGCGGGAGGAUGAAGUCCAUCCUGCGUCGGCUUUUGCUUUUCUUCUUGGUCUUGUCGCCGGUCCUCGUCGGCUACGCUGCGGCCGGCGGCGGAGUCGGCAGCCGGCACGUCUCCGGAGUCCAGCCGUUGUCGAAGAUCGCGAUCCACCGGGCGUCCCUGGCAAUGGAUGAGGCAGCGUACGUGAGGGCGUCGCCGGCGCUUCUGGGUCUCCAGGGAGAGGAUACUGAAUGGAUAAAAGUGGAGCUUCGAUGUCCCAAUCCAACUCCUGAUGAUUGGAUUGGAGUGUUCUCUCCUGCAAAAUUCAAUGCAUCUUCUUGUCCCGCCGAGAGUGGAAAUAAGAAAGAGGAAGAUCCAUUGAUAUGCUCAGCUCCAAUAAAGUAUCAAUUUGCCAAUUAUUCAAAUCCAAGUUACAUGAAGACCGGGGAGGGAACUUUGAGGUUUCGGUUGAUCAAUCAGCGGGCAGACUUUGCUUUUGCAUUAUUUAGUGGUGGCCUUGCUAAUCCCAAACUCAUUGCAGUUUCAAAUGCAAUUUCCUUUGCAAAUCCAAAGGCUCCUGUUUAUCCACGACUUGCACAAGGAAAAUCUUGGAAUGAGAUGACCGUUACAUGGACAAGUGGAUAUGACAUAAAUGAGGCACUUCCUUUUGUUGAAUGGGGACCAAAGGGGGGACCUUUAAUGCGAUCGCCAGCUGGGACCCUGACAUUCAACCACAGAAGCAUGUGUGGUGCACCAGCACGUACUGUCGGAUGGAGAGAUCCGGGUUUUAUACACACAAGUUUCUUGAAGGACUUAUGGCCAAAUGCAGAGUACACGUACAAGCUUGGUCAUCAGUUAUUUAAUGGAUCAUAUGUUUGGAGCAAGUCUUAUUCUUUCCAAGCAUCUCCUUAUCCAGGACAAAAUUCAGUACAGCAAGUCAUAAUUUUUGGUGACAUGGGAAAGGCAGAACGGGAUGGGUCUAACGAAUAUAGCAACUAUCAGCCUGGUUCACUGAAUACUACAGAUACAAUUGUUAAAGAUUUGGACAACAUUGACAUUGUUUUCCAUAUAGGAGAUAUUGUAUACGCUAAUGGAUAUAUAUCCCAAUGGGAUCAAUUUACAUCACAAGUUGAGCCAAUUGCUUCAAGGGUGCCGUAUAUGAUUGCAAGUGGCAAUCAUGAACGAGACUGGCAUGGGACAGGAUCCUUCUAUGACACUGAUGAUUCAGGAGGGGAAUGUGGUGUAUUGGCUGAAACCAUGUUCUUUGUGCCAGCUGAGAACAGAGCCAAGUUUUGGUAUUCUACAGACUAUGGCAUGUUCCGCUUCUGCAUAGCAGACACUGAGCAUGAUUGGAGGGAAGGCUCAGAGCAGUAUGAAUUUAUCGAACACUGCCUGGCCUCGGUAGAUAGGCAGAAGCAGCCAUGGUUGAUAUUUGCUGCUCAUCGUGUGCUCGGUUAUUCAUCUGGCUCUUUUUAUGCUGCGGAGGGCUCAUUUGAAGAGCCCAUGGGAAGGGAGAGCCUUCAAAAGCUCUGGCAGAAAUAUAAAGUGGACAUUGCAUUCUAUGGGCAUGUUCACAACUAUGAGAGGACCUGUCCAAUCUACCAGAACCAGUGCGUAAAUAAAGAAAAAUCACAUUACUCAGGCACGGUGAAUGGAACCAUCCAUGUUGUUGUUGGUGGUGGUGGCAGCCAUUUGUCAGAGUUUGCCAACAUUGUGCCGAACUGGAGUCUUUACCGAGACCACGACUAUGGGUUUGUUAAACUGACUGCUUUCAAUCAUUCGUCACUUCUUUUUGAAUAUAAGAGGAGCAGUGAUGGUAAAGUGCAUGAUUUCUUCACCAUCUCAAGAGACUAUAAGGAUGUCCUCGCCUGCGUGCACGAUAGUUGCUCCCCAAAAACAUUGGCCUCGUAGUGGAUGACCUAUAGAUGUCUGAUAGAUAUUUUCUAAUAAAGGCAUGCAUGUAGUGUCGAUGAUGUCUUUUGUUCCUUCACAUUUUACGUAACUUUUU
Molecule: messenger RNA, 2088 nt
Organism: Elaeis guineensis (African oil palm)
Lineage: Eukaryota; Viridiplantae; Streptophyta; Magnoliopsida; Arecales; Arecaceae
Product: probable inactive purple acid phosphatase 27
Molecular function (GO): acid phosphatase activity; metal ion binding
Source: RefSeq, a predicted model, not a curated record